ACUGUGCUUGCAGGAGCUUGAGGAGGGUGGAGCCGGAGGCCGGGAGGCUAGAGCCAGAGAGCACCGCGUGGGAGGACUGCACAGGGCCAGGCGCGCGUGCGGGCGGUGCAGGGAGCGGUGCUGGAGGUUGUAAGGCUGUGCAGAGAGCUCGGGCGGGUGCAUAAGGCAGAGAGGGGCAGACAGAGAGGGGCAGCACAGGGGGCAGGACGUUGCAUUGGGCGUUGCACUGGAGGUGCAGGGCUCUGGACAUUGCACUGGGGGUGCGGUGCACAGGGCGGUGCGGGGCGCAGGGCAGCUGACAGCGUCAUCAGGCGGGAGCAGCGCGCACUCCGCCUCAGCAGCCACCGCAUCGCGCUGCGCGCAGCGGGUCCCGGAGCUGCGCCUGGAGACCUGCGGCUCUGAGCCGGCUCUCCCCAGGUAUCUCCUGGUCAGUAGCUGGAGUUCUGAAGCAACAUGCCGGAACAGAGCAACGACUACCGGGUGGCGGUGUUUGGGGCAGGCGGUGUUGGCAAGAGCUCCCUCGUUUUGAGGUUUGUGAAAGGGACCUUCAGGGAGAGCUACAUCCCGACUGUGGAAGACACCUACCGGCAGGUGAUCAGCUGUGACAAGAGCAUAUGCACGCUGCAGAUCACCGACACCACCGGGAGCCACCAGUUUCCGGCCAUGCAGCGGCUGUCCAUCUCCAAAGGCCACGCCUUCAUCCUGGUCUACUCCAUCACCAGCCGGCAGUCCCUGGAGGAACUCAAGCCCAUCUAUGAGCAGAUCUGCGAGAUCAAGGGGGAUGUGGAGAGCAUCCCCAUCAUGCUGGUGGGUAACAAGUGUGAUGAGAGCCCCAACCGUGAGGUCCAGAGCAGCGAGGCAGAGGCCCUAGCCCGCACAUGGAAGUGCGCCUUCAUGGAGACGUCCGCCAAGCUCAACCACAACGUGAAGGAACUCUUUCAGGAACUCCUCAACCUGGAGAAGCGCAGGACCGUGAGCCUCCAGAUCGACGGCAAGAAGAGCAAGCAGCAGAAGAGGAAGGAGAAGCUCAAGGGCAAGUGCGUGGUCAUGUGAGAGGCCUUCGUGCAGGAGCUGCUGCUCUCGGGCCUCUCUCUUCCUCCCCUCUGUGAACCCCCACUGUCGUCAGGGCAGCAUGUCCGAUGCCCGUGUGUUAAACAUUGCAUUUGGCUGCGACACACCCUGCAAUGUCCUUCAGAGGCAUUCCACACACCCCACUAGCCCACCCCCCUCAGGAGAUGCAGAACCUGCGAUGCAUCUUAGCAUCCCAGGAAGCUGAGGCCAGUCCUGAGUGGGCUUUAGCCAUUUGAAGAUGAGGGGACUCAGAGCUGUGGACACAGGAGAACCUGAGAGUACUGUGUGAUGCAUGUGACAGCAGGUUAGACCAUGGCUACCAGUACCAUCCUGCAUCAGGCAGCUUAGUUCAGAAGUCACUAACAUCUUUGGGGGAGGAGUAGGCAGGCAGAUGAGAAACCAGUUGGACCUGUGGAUCCCAGUGGUUCCCGUGAGUGGAUUUUUAGUGGGAUUAAAGACAAAAUACCAUAACCCCCAUCUAAGCGAUACUCAUGCUAUUCCUACUGACACACACUGAGGGAUUGCCCCCCUUUUCCUCAAAGCCUUCUUUGUAAGCACCGGGUCAGCCUGUUAGGAGUAUACACUUCAUAUGUAAUGCCAAGGCCACUUGUGGCAUGAUGCUGUGUCAGCAUUUCUUCAGUUUUUGAGUCAGGACAUUGUGACAUCAUGUAAACAUUGCAAUAACCACCCUGUAUGUGUGUGUGUGUGUGUGUGUGUGUGUGUGUGUGUGUGUGUGUGUGUGUAUGUGUGUGUGUGUCCCCUAUACUUUGAGGGUUCUAGAAAUGUGAACUGACUUUCUUCUGACCUUCGAGGGUUGCCACUUCUUGCAGCCCUCUGAUUUUUAAAUAAAAGGAAAUAAAGUAGGCAUGUUUUUAGACUCCCUCUUCCCCUCCCCCAAGAUGGUUUUCCUGUCUUAAAUAACUCCACGAGUACCCAGCUGGGAACCAGCCAACCAAGAGCGUCUAAAUAACCAGAAGCACAUCCAUUUUUUUUCUAAAUGACGCGAGCAUGUAGAUGCUAUGCGUUACACCUUAAUGAAAUACUUUGAAGCAGACGUCGUUCACUGUGUUUUUAACGAUUUAUCUACAUCAGAAGUAGAUUGCUAGAAAAUACAUUUAAUUUGUAGUAAAUCUUCUCCUCGUUCCUUGCUAAAUGCUCUUAAAAGUUCCUCAGAGCAACGUGCAGCCCAGACGCAAUCCUCUCCUAAGGACUUUUGAGUGCACCCCGUAUCCUUCAGAAGGAAUCAUAGCUACUGCGUGAGGGAUCAGUGGCCACAGUGGCUGCAGAUAGGUUGGGCUAAUCUCUCUUUCCUGGGCACAGUGCCCACGGCUUAGUGUAAUUUGCCUGCCAUCCUGGAGUUCGGCUGGAUUUUGAUUCUUGGAAAUUCUUACUUCUAUAGUCAAUGAGAAGGCACAUGCUGGUCUUGGGUGCCAGCUCGACCAUUCUCUAAGCCAUCUUACCACUGACCAGUCCGCAGGUAGAGGAGGCUGUAGCACUGUGUGAGCCUAUACAGUACUCUCAUGGCCAGCAGGCAUGGCCAGUGGGCAGAGGUCCCAAUGCUGGGGUGUUUUGGUCGGCCUCUUGCUCCACCAAAGCCUCCGAAGCACACUGUGUUCAAACACUUGCUUCCUUCAGACCUCUAUAAUUCAGUCUGGCCCUCUCUGCUCUGCCAAUCAUAACUCACCCUGGUGAUGUGCUGAGGGCCAGGGAGUUCCCUCAGAAAACCGUAUGCCUCAGCAAUCUUACCAUCUCCUUAGACCUCUAGAACAAAACCCUUGGGGUUAUCUGGGCAAGCAGCCACACUGAGAAAUGAGGAAGCCCAGGAACCAAGCAAGAAGAGCCUGGAGCCCUUGUGCCCCAUCCAAACCCACUCUGAGUCUCUUCUAUCUUCCCCAUUUGUUCCCAGUGGCCAUUCUCUAUCACAGUGAGAUGGAGUUAUGGAAUUUUCUAGAAUGUCUUCAAUUUGUUGUUCCAUUUCUCCUCUCAGAGAAAACAUAUCACCUUGUCGUUUAGAUUUGGGGAACAGCGAGGGAAAGACCACUGCUCUGUGGAUGAUGUGACACAUACGUUAUCUACACAUCAUAUAGGAUAUAUAUAUAUAUAUAUAUAUAUAUUUAUGGCGAUCCCUUUACAGUAAAAUCCUGUCUGUCCUACCGACUGUCACCGUGCUUCAGACACAAGCAUUGUGCCCCAUGAUUCCCUGUUUCCAGUGACCGCACAUCAGGGUUCUUUCAGCCCUGUAUGUCAGUUUCCAUAUUCCUAAGUGUUUCAGUCUUCAUUGACACGAGGAUCUUGCUAUAGCUCCAUCCACAGUCUUUGCUCCUCUCUAUGCUGUCUGUGAGUUUAGAGGGUGGGAGGUGAAGCCUCCCUCCUUGGGCUUCAUUUUGACACUACAUUCUAUAGAUUGAGCCGAACACUGGGUAGCUAUCUUAACAUCACCUUUGGCAAACUUCCCUCUGACUCAGGGGCUGAGGACACAGUACUAUCGGGCCAGUGGCUUUCAGCUUUGCUUUGGUCCCAGCCCAAGUCAUGAAGCUGAGACUCUUGGUAAUAUCCUACAUUGCACAUGGGACUGGAAACUUCUGACCCAGCCUCAGCUCAUUAUAAAACUUGAAAACUUGCUUUGAAGAUGGCACUCUGGGGUUAAGCACGGGACUCCAUGAGCUCCCUAAUCCCCACUGGUCCCCUCUCCAUUCAGUGACAAGCCAUGGGCAGGCAUCUAAUGCAUCAAGUCCAACACAAGAGCAAUAUCCAAUUGUCCACUAGAUCUAAAAUUAUAUAUAUAUUAUGUAAUUUAUCUUCCUGCACUUUUGAAGCAUAAAGUAGUAAAUUGUACAUAUAUAUCUCUAUAUAUCAAUAUGCUAGUAUAUCGGUUUCACUCUUUGUAACAUUCUUUGUAGAAGAAGAUGUACUAAAUAUUUUAAAAUUGCGCUGUGAUAUUCCUCCCUACCCCAAGUUUGUAACGUGUCGCUCCUACUCAAGCUGUUUGGAAACACCCAAAGCCAAAGGGGCAUAUGGAACUCCUAUAGGAAGGACACCUCCUGGGAUUCAGUGGCCCACAAAGACCUUGUGUCAAUCAAGCAUCUGUGAUCAGAGUGAUCAUUGGCAUGUGAGACGCCGGCACAUGCUUCCACUGCAGCCCUUGCUGUUUCGGUUCCAUUUCUGGGUGUGUCUAACUACUCUGUGGUUACGAGGAUCACCUUGUAUAAGGUUCUAGUGGCAGCGAUGGCCCCAGUCCAUGGAACCAGUUACAAUAAAGCUCAGUUACAGCACCCUG
Messenger RNA from Mus musculus (house mouse), 4348 nucleotides. It is a transcript of the gene Diras2, whose product is annotated as DIRAS family, GTP-binding RAS-like 2. Gene Ontology annotation, biological process: signal transduction. Gene Ontology annotation, cellular component: plasma membrane; membrane. The coding region runs from base 454 to 1053 and encodes 199 amino acids. Lineage: Eukaryota; Metazoa; Chordata; Mammalia; Rodentia; Muridae. The transcript is spliced from 2 exons. The record is from RefSeq and is marked validated. Gene Ontology annotation, molecular function: GTPase activity; GTP binding.